Molecule: messenger RNA, 2088 nt
Organism: Pelobates fuscus (common spadefoot toad)
Lineage: Eukaryota; Metazoa; Chordata; Amphibia; Anura; Pelobatidae
Product: guanylate-binding protein 1-like
Exons: 11
Coding region: 75-1979 (634 amino acids)
Molecular function (GO): GTPase activity; GTP binding
Source: RefSeq, a predicted model, not a curated record
AUCGUAUUGAUCUAUUUCAUUAACAUUCAUUAACAAUUAGAGUUAAGUCUCAGGGAACCCACAAGCACAUAACAAUGGCUGCCAACAUUUUAUUGAAAGCCCCAGUGUGUUUGAUUAAAAACACCCCUGAUGGAAAACUUGAAGUGAAUCCAGAUGCUCUGGAAAUCCUGUCCAAGAUAACACAGCCCGUGGUGGUGGUAGCGAUUGUUGGCUUGUAUCGAACAGGGAAGUCUUAUCUUAUGAACAAGUUGGCCGGACUCCAGAAAGGGUUUGACUUGGGCUACACCGUCCAAUCACAAACCAAAGGCAUCUGGAUGUGGUGUAAACCUCAUCCCACUAAAAAGGACCAUGUACUGGUGCUGCUGGAUACGGAAGGUCUAGGAGAUGUGGAAAAGGGUGACACCAAAAAUGACAUUUGGAUAUUUAGCCUUGCGUUACUGCUGAGCAGUGCUCUCGUUUAUAACAGCAUGGGGACCAUCAAUCAGGAUGCGAUAGACAAAUUACACUUUGUAAAGCAGAUUGCAGAUUUAAUCAAAGUGAAAUCUAAAGAUAAUGAUGAUGAAGAGGCAGAUUUUUCAAGACAUUUCCCCAUUUUCAUCUGGGCCGUGAGGGACUUUAACCUGAAAUUGGAAAUAGAUGGAAAACUAGUAACAGAGGACGAGUAUCUGGAUAAUGCACUUAAGCUGCAACAACCUGAAAAGACUGUUAAGAUACAAGAGCUGAAUAUGUCCAGGAAUCGACUCCGCAUGUAUUUCAGAACUAGGAAAUGUUUUGUGUUUGAGCGUCCAUCCGAUGACAUCUCUGCCCUACAAAGCAUGGAGGAAGUGCAAGAUCAAGCUUUAAAAUCUUCCUUUGUGACCAAGUCUAAAGAAUUCUGUCAAUAUGUAUUUAAUAAUGCUGACAUUAAAUAUUUGGAUGGGACACGCGAAGUAGAUGGGAAAUGUCUGGGGUUAAUGGCAAAAAGCUACACAGAAACCAUAUGCUCUUCAAACAUUGCCUGCAUGGAAAAUGUAGUGAUGAGUGUGUCUGAGAUAGAAAACAAGGUGGCUGUUCAGGAAGCCUCAAAGUACUAUGAAGACAAGAUGAAAGAGAGAGCUACCUUUCCAACAGACACCAUGGAGACUUUUAUGGAUUUGAGUGGACAGUGUGAGAAAGAAGCUCUUGAGAUAUUUAUGAAAAAAUCCUACAAUGAUAAAGGCCACAAGUUCCAGAUAGAGUUCACAGGAAUUGUACAUGAGAAAAAAAGUGAAUUUUUGAAGAUGAAUGAGACGGCUUCUCGUAAUCGCUGUAAAGAACUUAUUGAGACUCUUGCUGGGAACUUUGAGAAAGCUUUGAGUGAAGGUUUGUACACAGUACCUGGAGGCCACCAAACGUUUAAGGAGGAAUUGAAGAGGAUUGAAGAAGAAUACAACAAGGAACCAAACAAAGGCAUUCAGGGAACUCAAGUUCUCCAGGAAUUUUUGAAAUCUAAGGAAAUGAUUGGAGCUACAGUUCUGCAGAGUGACAAUGCCCUGACCGAGAAGGAAAAGGAAAUGGAAGCGGAGAGAGCAAUGGCAGAAGCCAGAGAGAGGGAAAGGAAACAUGAGGAAGAAAAAGAAUCCCAGAAUAAGGAAAAGAUCAAAGACGACAAGAGGUCAUUGGAGGAGAACGUUAAACAGCUGCUGGAAAAGGUGGAAAGAGAGCGGAAGCUGAUGCAGGAGCAAGUGGAACGCAUCAUUGUUGAUAAGGAGAGGGAACGAAAGAGGUAUGAAGAUCAGGGGGUUAGACGAAACGCCAGCAUGUACCAGGCCCAGAUUGACGACCUUGAAGUAGAGAGAAAGCAAUACUCGGAACCUGCUUGGUACACACCCAUAAUAGAAUCCAUAAAAUCUGUCGCUAGUGCCUUUCUUCCUAAAACAAUUGUCCUGGCUGGGGAGGUGGCAAAUGGAGUUAUGACUAGUUUUCUAAACCAAAAAAAGGAGGAAAUGGGAAAAAAAUAGGGGUGCACUGCCAUUGUGAAGUUACUGCGUAUACUUAUCUUAAAAUAUCUUGUAAAUGACAGUGCAGCUCAAAAAGAAAAUAAAACACCUAUUUGUAUGUUUAAUCAAA